Molecule: messenger RNA, 566 nt
Organism: Lactuca sativa (garden lettuce)
Lineage: Eukaryota; Viridiplantae; Streptophyta; Magnoliopsida; Asterales; Asteraceae
Product: large ribosomal subunit protein eL37z
Biological process (GO): translation
Cellular component (GO): ribosome; cytosolic large ribosomal subunit
Molecular function (GO): structural constituent of ribosome; RNA binding
Source: RefSeq, a predicted model, not a curated record
AGCCCAAAAAUCUUAUUGGCCUUUUAAACCAUGACAAGGAAACCCUAGACUAGUUCCACCGCAUCGUAUAAGAGCCAUAAACGUUUUCAGUAGUCUUCUUUUCUUAUUUGUGAGAUCAGCUACCGCUAGGGUUUUGGUAAUCCACAUUUCGAGACAUGGGUAAGGGAACCGGGAGUUUCGGAAAGAGGAGGAACAAGACACACACAUUGUGUGUUAGGUGCGGCCGCCGCAGCUUUCACCUUCAAAAGAGCCGCUGUUCUGCGUGUGCCUAUCCUGCUGCCCGCGUCAGAAAAUACAACUGGAGUGUGAAGGCAAUCAGAAGGAAGACAACAGGAACUGGAAGGAUGAGGUACCUUCGUAAUGUUCCACGUAGGUUCAAGAGCAACUUUAGAGAAGGGACUCAAGCAACCCCAAGGAGCAAGGGAGCUGUUGCCAGUGCUUAGAUUCAAAUGAAGAUUUUCAUGUAUUUUAGUAUCUGAACAACAAGUUUUGGAUUUUGAUGAUGUUUGUUUGCUUAUGAGAUUUUACUUUUGAUAUGGAAAAGAAAGCAGCUACUUUCUAUUUUA